AUGCCUCCUGGUGAGACUACACAAAUAUGGGAAGUUGGAGGCUCGAAGAAGAGCUGGUCGAAAGGGGAAUACUGUGUUCAUUGGAUUAUAGUCAACGGAAGACCAACGAUGUUUACCUUCGAGUGUCUUCAAGACCAUAAUACUUCGCCGUCUACUCGCGUGGCCCAUACAGGGGAGAACCACAGCUUUUUGGACGCCCUACUAUCCGAAAUGAUCAUCAUGCACGAUGGGGCAAUCUGCGUUGACGUCAACUAUUGAUGUUUGUGUCUCGAAAGUCCCGGUGCUGAAGAAGUGUUGUAUGCUGACCGUUCAACGUUACGUUCUACCCGCAUGGUCCUUACUAAUUGAUCCUGAGUGUACCUAUCUACGACGUCAAGUAUGCAACAUACAUAGAUAUCCAUGUCCUGUCCUGUGCCUGUCU
Messenger RNA from Guyanagaster necrorhizus, 421 nucleotides. RefSeq lists its product as uncharacterized. The record is from RefSeq and is a predicted model, not a curated record. The coding region runs from base 1 to 258 and encodes 85 amino acids. The transcript is spliced from 4 exons. Lineage: Eukaryota; Fungi; Basidiomycota; Agaricomycetes; Agaricales; Physalacriaceae.